Messenger RNA from Adelges cooleyi (spruce gall adelgid), 894 nucleotides. Its product is annotated as microtubule-associated protein Jupiter-like. Gene Ontology annotation, cellular component: nucleus. The record is from RefSeq and is a predicted model, not a curated record. Lineage: Eukaryota; Metazoa; Arthropoda; Insecta; Hemiptera; Adelgidae. The transcript has 3 exons. The coding region runs from base 195 to 593 and encodes 132 amino acids.
AUUAGUUGGAGCAGACUACUAACUACUGGGUUGGUCUGUUGGCCGUUGGUAUUUGGUAAAAGGUAAUAUUUUAUAGUUAUUGCUUUAAGCUUUUUAGUAUUUUUUAAUUUGGUCGACCAACGCUCCUGUUCACUUUAUAAACCAGUUAAAUAAAUUAUCAUUCUAAACAAUCUAUUAGUAAAACGAAUAUAAAAAUGACUUCUACAAACUUCAACGUUGGCAUUGGCGAUAUUAAGAAAAACACAAGCAGAGUUUUGAAACCACCUGGUGGAGGCAGCAGUGAUAUUUUUGGUACAACUACAUGCGAUGAAGUGAACCCGCAUAAUCGUGGUAGAAAUCAGAAAAAUCUUCAAAGUUCCAUCAUUCUGGGUGGUCAGUCACCUCAACACAAAAAUGGUUCAGCUGAUGUUGCCGCUGCCACUAAUGGAAGUGUCGAUAAGCCUGAUGGAAAUCCUGUAACAGGUGAAGGAUAUGAAGCGCCAAAGGCUGCAGCAACUCCAGCCAAUCAUGUUUCUGCUCAGUCUGUGCCGGCUCCAGAACAAAAGAAACAAUCACGUGUACCACCAGGUGGCUACAGUUCUGGUUUAUGGUAAUAGCGUUUUUACUACGCUAAACCAACUUUAUUGUCACAAUCUGCAUCGCUUUGUAUUUAAAAAUAUAUGUAUUGAUGACUUCUAAUAAUUUUCUUAAAUGAUGGUUAAUUAAUACAAGUCAGUAAAUAGUUAAUAAUUUUAUGGUAAUAGCAAAGGUGAUCUACUUAGUACUCAAAAAAGGAUUGUCAUUUUCUAAACACUUAAAAAUUUGUAUUCUUAAAUUUUGUAGCGAUUAUAUUUGUGAACUAAUUAUUCCUACAAAACAAUAUUUUUUUACACAAUAAAAUAUGUUUUAUUUUUA